CAAAGGAAUAUCCGUGCACGACCGUUUACGGACCUCGGGGUGGAUGUUCCCUUGAACGAAUCCGACCUCCCCGUGUUAGCGAGAUCGAUCUUGCACCGCCAACGCGACAGUGAGCGACGCUCCCGCCCGAACCACGGUGCCCGUAUGCUCACAGUCGAGGAGAACCUUUUGCGGGCGCUGCGCAGCCCAGGCGCUGCCGCACGCUUAGACCAGCUCGCCUCGGAUGCACAAGACGUGUCCAGCGAGGCGACACGGCCCGGAGAAGGACAGGACGCGGCCCCAGAAGAUCUCCCCUCCGCUUCAGCUCCCCCAUCGCCAACGCUCGAGCGCGGACGUCACGAGGACGCCGCCGUGCACUCGUUGUCGCAGUCCUCCUUCUCGCCGCUCUCCUUCGACGUCCCUGUCUACUUUGGGGCGUGGAGAGUGAACCUCACCGACAACGCCCUGUCGGAUAUGCGCAACCUGAGACGGAGAGAACGAGGCUUGUUCGAGAAAGUCGUUGCACGAUUGAGCGCCCUCUCCAAGGGAAACUUUUCGCUUAAAAACCACGCGCCCAUCUCAAACGUGGAGUCCGGCGUGCCCAUCUACAAGGCUCGCGUGGACGGAGACAAUCGGAUCGUGUAUCAAGUCGACUGCCAAGAGGGACACGGCGAGGCAGUAAGCAUUCGUGUUUUCGGCAUAUACAACCACGCCGAACUCAAUCGCCUCGGAGAAGCGUACUGGAACUUGCUCAGUCGCACUCUUGGAAACCUGGGGGGUGUAUACCGCAACAGGUGUCGGGCCCGAAGCGAACCCCGAUCCGGGCAGGGGGAUCACACAGUCCUCCCUCUGUCGUUCCCUGCCCAAGAGCACGCCGAGGUCAACAGACGAUUCGUCCCGGACUUCGAUAUGGAUGUAGGACGCGUUGAACCUCAGAAGCCGGCUCCUUCGUUGAUGUCUUGGUUCUUUCUAGCUCUUCUCGCAGACCAAGACGUUCUACCGAUCAUGAAACCUUCGCUACCGGAAGAGGAGAUAAUCCUGCACUCGUCCUCUUGCUACGUGAUCGGGCGCGCGGGCACAGGGAAAACCCUGUGCAUCACAUACCGAAUCGUCACGAUCGACAGAUCGUGGCACCCUUCUCUGGGCAUCUCCCGUCGUCCUCGACAGCUCUUCGUGACGCGGUCGGAAAGCCUUGCCGAACAGGUGUGGAAGAACAUCAGCAGCCUGUCGGAGGUCUUCCGCAUCGGGGACCUGAGUCAGAACGAAGCGGUUGACAUGGCGGUUGACAUGGCCCCAGAGAGAUCCUCCGGUGACGGCGUCGGCGAUAUCCCUCGCGUCGUUCGCCCUCGGCGCCUUCCGCGGCGUUGGAGUGAAGUUCAAGACUCCUAUUUUCCUCUCGUUAUCACGCUCGACGAGUGUUACUCCAUGCUACAGAGAGAUAUGUUGGCGGCUGGACAGGACGUCCGAUUGACUUCUCUUGUCACGGGGCAAAGAUUCGCGAGCGUAUAUUGGAAGAGAUUCCCCAAAGAUCUCACCAGGGGCCUUGAUCCCCUCUCCGUAUUCAGCGAGAUAAUCGGCGUCAUCAAGGGCUCCGAAGGAACGCUCAAUCCCCGACGACCGUAUCUGACACGAGAAAUGUACACAGACUUCAACACUCUGAGCCCCCGAAGGUAUCCUACCUUCGCGUCGCAGCGCGAGAAGAUCUACGACCUGUUCACCAAGUACGAAUCUCGAAAGCGGAAGGAUCACGAGCUCGACGAAGCGGACAGGUACUCGUGUCUCUCGGUUAGGGUCACAAAGACGAGACUGAUCGUACUUAGAUACGUUGACGAGGCUCAAGACUGCCUCAUCAUCGACCUGUACCGUGUGAUUGUGCGCGAUGAGAACGACAUGGAGGAACUCAAAAGUCAUGGGAUAGUGGACGGUCUCGUCAUCACCGUGUAUAACAGCAAAGGACAAGAGUUUGACGAUGUCGUUCUGUAUAACUUCUGCUCCUCCAACAACUUUUCCCAGAAAGGCUGGCGGGCGGCAUGUCGAACAUGCGGCAGCCCCGAGAACGAUAUCCAGCCAUAUAUCAGCCCUCUAAUGAAAUGUCUCUAUGUCGCGAUCACGAGGGCCCGGUCCCGUCUCUGGAUUGUAGACGGGCCACUGCACUCGAUUGCGCUCUUGGUGAGUGGCUGGGACCACAUCAAAGUUCACGACCCAGCCGUCGCUUUACCAUCACUGACUCUGAACGUCUCCACCCCCGCCGACAUGUCCGACGGCUGGGCUAAACGCGGUCACCAGAUGAUGGAACAGCAGAAAUACAGCCUCGCGGAGAUGUGCUUCGAACGCGCCUCGCGCACACGCGAACGCGACCUCGCACGCACGCACCAAUUACACCAGAAAGCGUCCACGAUCAACGAGUGGCUAGACGUGGCCAACGCCUUCAGCGCGCAUGCUGGCGGCGAUGGGUUCGAAAAAUCGCCGCGUCUGUUUGUACUGGCCGCCCAGUGCUUCGAGAGAGGUGGAGACUCGAAGAAGAGCGCCGACCACUACCUCAAAGCAGGUGAUAUCGGAGAGGCGUGCAAGGGAUACUACAAGGCCGGUCUCAUCGAUGACGUGCACGAACUCAUACUUGCCUAUGGUGCUGAUGAAGUCCCCCAAGCAAUCUUCGAGGCUGUAUGUCUGCAGCUAUUCGAAAGUUACCACGACGGACGAGCCAUGAAGAUGUUCUCGUCUGCACAGGACGCUAUCGACUUUAUGCAGCGUCACAAGCUGAAUGCACCCCUGGCAACCUACUACGAAGAGCAUAAAGAGUACUCGCAAGCCGCACGUAUAUGGAAUGAGGCCCUCAAGAAUCCGUUGCGCGCAAUACAGCUGUGCUUCCGCGCCUCUGGAGACGAGAACGGCGCAGAACAUGUCCAGACGGGGACGACCAUCCUGCUUCAAUUCCUCGCGAGCUCAGUCACGCUCGGUCUCGGGCUGAAUGUCAUCGCAAGAAGCGGACGAUUAUCACAAUACUACGAUCUUGCGGAGGCAAGACUGCGACUGAAUGGUCAUGCUCCUCCGAGCGAACUCCGCGAACAGCUCUCGGUCUACUUGGCCAUCUGCAACAGGGACUACAGCAGCUUGAUCGCCCAUGGAACAUCUUUCCAUGCCUCACGUCGCCUCGGUCUCUCCCUUCUCGCCCUCGACUAUGCAUACGUUUAUCUGCUUGACAACACACCAGACGACGUCGAUCUCAGCGUCGUAGUCGACAAGCUCGAGUUCCACAACACGUUCAUGACAUACAUCGGUCUCCUCCGCGCCUUUAGCGACACCCGUCUCUGGAAGAUUCCCAUUUAUUGGAUGCGUUGUCUUUGGGACAGCCUUCAAGUGCCCUUCUUCGACCUUGGGGACCCGUCCAUGUUUGACAUCAGCAUGGCCCCUUCUUUCGCUGCUGCGCUGACAACACUGAGGGACUGGAUCGCGCAGAUACUAUUCGUGCCCGUCGACUCGUCAAGCAACGAAAAGUUUCCAAAUCGCGCUCGUCUGAAUUCCGUUCCGGUGGCGGUACAUCUCAGCUACAUUCUCGACACGAUAGCCCACGAUCACCACUCUCCGCUCGCACAUGCGGUGAAUGGGAGCAUGUCUUGGGACAGCGAGGUCUUUGAAAAUUUCCUCUAUUGCAACCAUUGGGCGGCCGAUGAAUGGAAAUACGUCCCUGGUGCGCUGUUGUACUUGAGGUUUGUACUACUUGAAACCACUCUAAUCGACUCCUCUUUCCGUGCCAUCGUCAUUGGGCGCCUCGCGGAGGGUUUGGCCUCUGCGAUCGUCAUCGCAAGCAGGUAUCACUGGAAGCCAUCGGCGCUUCAUAACCUCGAGCUUCGGCGAGACUGGAUCGUAAACCUCGCAGAGCUCUGGGAUCGCCCAUCACGGAAGGUGGAGCACGAAAAAAAGACCGUCACCAAACUCGUCGCGCUCAUACCACGACUCUUGACACGGAUACGGGGCGCAUCGGAGGUCGUCGAAGCGGAAUAUAUAACACGAAGUGUUCGACAAAUGUCAGUCUUGGUGAUGGAUCAUUUGCAACUUCUCACUUCCUCUCGCUAA
Epithele typhae is the source of this 4053-nucleotide messenger RNA. RefSeq lists its product as uncharacterized. Gene Ontology annotation, molecular function: ATP binding; hydrolase activity; protein binding. NCBI's taxonomy places the organism in Eukaryota, Fungi, Basidiomycota, Agaricomycetes, Polyporales, Epitheliaceae. The record is from RefSeq and is a predicted model, not a curated record. The transcript has 20 exons. The annotation marks the transcript as partial.